AUGACUUUAACUUCAAAUGUGGAAGUUGAAGUUUAUAUGGAGGAUUUGAAUGUAACAGAUGAUGAGUCUGAUGGAGAAGAAUAUGUUGCUUCUACUAUGGACAAGACAAUAUGGGAUCCUUUUUUGAAUGAUUUGGUACAGGGAGAAGUGGAAUGGCCUGACAUAUCAUAUGAUGAUGCUGAAUGGACCUUUUCAAAUGAAGAAACUGAGAAAGGAGAUAAUAUAGGUCAGAUAUUUGGGGACCAAUAUCUUGUACACAACCCUAGGAUACCUUGGAAUAAAAUGGAACCACACUUGGGGGAAAAAUACGAAAGCCCAGAACAGUUCAAGCUUUGUCUAACAAAUUAUGCGGUGGCUAAUGGAUACCAAUUGAGGUUUGCCAAGUGUGAUCGUUCUAGGAUAUUAGUACGAUGCGGGAAAAAAAGUGACGAGAAUAAGUGUCCAUUUAGAUGUUGGGCAUCUUGGAUGGGGAAUGAACUAACUUGGCAAGUGAAAUCUUUGGAAAAGAAACAUGUUUGUGCACGAAAAUACAGCCUCGGUUCAUUGAUAACUCCGGGUUGGAUUGCUAACCAUUAUCUUAAUGAACUAAUUCGCAACCCCAAAACGAAAGUCAAAGAAAUGAAAGCUGAUUUUUUACAGAAUUAUUCUUUAAAGCUUAGCAGAGGUCAGUGUGAAAGGGCAAGGGCAUUAGCAUUUACACUAAUUGAUGGCAAGUUGACUGAUCACUAUGCUAGGAUAUGGGAUUAUGGUAAUGAAGUUUUGAGAUCAAACCCAGGAAGAACUGUUGAAAUUGGAGUCGAUGUCAAUCCGGAUGCAAAAUAUUUCAAAAGAAUCUACAUUUGUUUGAAGGCUUUAAAAGAAGGAUGGUUGAAAGGUUGUCGUAAGGUGAUUGAUUUAGAUGGAUGUUUCUUGAAAGGGAAAGUUAAAGGGGAGUUGAUAGCUGCCAUUGGUCGAGACGGAAACAACCAAAUUUACCCCAUUGCAUGGGCGGUUGUGAAUGUAGAAAAUAAAGAUAAUUGGAAGUGGUUCAUUGAGUUACUACAAUCGGAUAUUGAAACAGUUGAAGGAAACGGGGUUACUUUAAUAUCAGAUCAACAUAAGGGUCUUCUUGAAGCCGUGAAGGAGGUGAUGCCACAUGCUGAGCACCGGCAAUGUGCCUGUCAUAUUUGUGCCAAUUUCUACAAACAUUUCAGUGGAGAGAUUUAUAAAACCUUGUUUUGGGAAGCUGCAAUGUCCACAACAGAUCAACAGUUCAAAAACAAUAUGGAAAAGAUGAAAGAGUUGAACAAUGAUGCAUAUGAUGAUCUCAUGAAAAGAAAUCCUAAAACAUGGUGUAGGGCCUAUUUUGCAACAGAUAGGGCAUGCGAGGCUGUAGAAAAUGGAGUAUCUGAGUCAUUUAACUCUGCAAUCGUUGGUGCUAGGGGGAAACCGUUGAUAACCAUGUUAGAAGAGAUUAGACUUCAUGUGAUGGAGAGGUUUGAUGCAAUGAAAAGGAGUACAAAUUCAUGGAAAACUGUUGUUGCUCCAAAGAUACUUAUAAAGAUGAAAAAAUGGCACAAAAACAUGAGGAAUUGGAUGGUUAUCCCAAGUGGGCCUCUAUUGGAGGUUAGAAAUGGUUAUGAAGGAUAUAUGGUAGACUUGGCAAGUUGGACAUGCACAUGCGGGCUAUGGUUUUUGUCUGGACUUCCAUGUGUACAUGCAUGCGCGGCUAUAAACCAUACCCACCAAAAUCUCCUUGACUAUGAAGGGCACAAUGCUAGGACAUGCAAGAAUGAAAAAGUUGUGCCCCCUCCUAAGGAAAAGAAGCCUCCUGGUAGGCCUAAAAAACCACAUUCUGAUGAAGCACCUUCAAAACGACCAACUACAAGUGGUGGGAGAGGAGGAAGAAGACCAACUAGGGAAAGAGGUGGAAGAGGAUCAUCUGUAGGUAGAAGUGGUGGUAGAGGAGGAAGGUCACUUAUAGAUGAAAUCUUUGAUUCACCAACAGAAAAUGAAGUUAUAAACAUGUUUGAUAAUUUUGAGGAAGACGUAUUUAGGGCUGAAAUGGAAAGGGGGGAAAGUUCACAUAUGAUGCAAUUUCCUGAAUCACAAUUUGAUGAAGGAGUUCCUAUAACUCAAGAUGAUGGAGUGCCUGAAACUCAAUUUGAUGUUGAAAAUGCUAAUUGGGAAGAUCAAUCUCAUGUGGUUGGCGGGAUAGCAAUUAUUGUACCUAUUAUCCGUGAAAAGUUCAAUCCAAGAAAGCCAUCUGGAUGA
Messenger RNA from Lactuca saligna, 2253 nucleotides. The record is from the annotation of a GenBank genome assembly. Lineage: Eukaryota; Viridiplantae; Streptophyta; Magnoliopsida; Asterales; Asteraceae.